This is a messenger RNA of Arachis duranensis, 646 nucleotides long. RefSeq names its product mannose-specific lectin alpha chain. The transcript has a single exon. The record is from RefSeq and is a predicted model, not a curated record. Gene Ontology annotation, molecular function: carbohydrate binding. The annotation marks the transcript as partial. Lineage: Eukaryota; Viridiplantae; Streptophyta; Magnoliopsida; Fabales; Fabaceae.
AGGCUUGGCAUCCCAACCCAAACUCACAUCUCAUUUCAUUUCCAAAAACUACAAAGCCAUAGCCAUGGGUGUCUCAUUUAACUUGCACAAAUUUGCCCCCACGAACUCCAAAGAGAUCAAAUUCCAAGGAGAUGCAACCAUUACGGAUCACAAUGUCAUUCGACUCACCAACUUGGACAGCGAUGGCAACCCACUAGGAAACAGAGUUGGCCGAGUUUUAUUCUCCGACCCUGUGCACCUGUACGACCACAGUGGUUUCCGAGCAGGCUUUGAAACCACCUUCGUCUUUCGCAUCUCAAAACCGUACAGUAGUGAAUUUGCUCCCGGACCUGGUGACGGUCUUGCCUUCUUCCUUGCUAAUGCUGACACUGAAAUUCCACCUGAAUCUUCUGGGAAGUUUCUCGGCCUCUUUAACGAUGCAUCUGACAAGAUUGUUGCUGUUGAAUUUGAUACCUUUUCCAAUUUCGAGAUUGGGGAUCCCAGUUAUCCCCACAUCGGAAUUAAUAUCAACUCUAUCAGAUCGUCGACUGUUGGUUACUGGAACUGGCAUGAUGGAGCCGUAACCACUGCAAAGAUAACAUAUAACUCUGCCCUUAAGAGGAUCACCGUCAGUGUUUCUACGUAUCUCGACAACCAACCUAACACU